Molecule: messenger RNA, 1299 nt
Organism: Colletotrichum acutatum
Lineage: Eukaryota; Fungi; Ascomycota; Sordariomycetes; Glomerellales; Glomerellaceae
Product: major facilitator superfamily domain-containing protein
Exons: 4
Coding region: 1-1299 (432 amino acids)
Biological process (GO): transmembrane transport
Cellular component (GO): plasma membrane
Molecular function (GO): transmembrane transporter activity
Source: RefSeq, a predicted model, not a curated record
AUGGCAUCAGUCAGUCCAGACGCACCCCUCGGGGGCCAAGGUCGCGUUCAAGUAUCUAUUUACUCUCGCUUCAGACCCUUGCAGAAGCGCACCAUCACCGCCAUCGCUGCAUUUUGCGGCUUCCUCGCGCAGGCUUCAACGACAUGCGUUCUGGCGGCUGUCCCAGAGAUCGUCGAAACGUACCAUACAACAGCGAAUGUGGUCAGCAUCAGUAAUGCGGUCUACCUUGCGUUCAUGGGCCUUUCCUCAUUGAUCUGGGGACCUUGGGCCGACAUUUUCGGCCGUCGCUCUGUAUGCCUAUCUUUACAGACACUAUUUCUAGUCUUCACAAUUGGUACGGCUUUGGCGCCUCAACUAGAACUUUUCUUCCCAUUCAGGGCCUUCACGGCGUUUCAGGGAACUUCCUUCCUCAUCCUUGGGUCCAGCUGUAUUUCUGACAUUUAUCACCCCACUGAGCGAGCCACUUCUCUGGGCUGGUUCUUGAGUGGCACCACCGUCGGUCCGGCUUUUGGACCGCUUCUGGGUGGUAUAGUCACUUUCACCUCAUGGCGCGUCAUCUUCUGGAUCCAAGCUUCACUUGCUGCCACUGCACUUGUUCUCGUCUUCUUCUGCCUCCCCGAAACACUCCAUCAGUCUCGCGAGAGCGAACUGACGGGGCUCGGGCCACUUGAGAAAUGCAGAAAGCUUUGGCAAUGGGGAAACCCAGUCAGAGUGGUCAAGAUCUACGGCAAUAGAAAUAUGCUUCUUAUUUGCCUCGCUUCCUCAUCCUUGGUUUGGAAUAUGUACUCUCUACUCACCCCGAUCCGAUACGUGCUUAACCCCAGGUUUCACCUUACUACGCCACUGCAAUCGGGGUUGCUGUAUAUUGCACCUGGAGCGGGAUACGUUAUCGGCUGCCAGGUUGGCGGUCGAUGGGCUGAUUACACCGUCAGCUCGUGGAUCCGGAAGCGUGGCAUCCGCUUGCCGGAGGACAGACUUCGAAGCAGUCUUGUCUUCCUCGGGCUGAUGUUGCCAGGAUCCAUGGUUUUGUACGGCUGGACGCUUGACAAGAAGUUUGGCGGCAUCCCCCUUCCUAUUAUCUGCAUGUUUUUGCAAGGUAUCGCACAGUUGGCUGCCUUUCCAAGCCUGAAUGCUUACAUUCUGGAUGUCAUGCAACAUCAAAAUGGGGAAGCUUCGGGUAAGUUACAUGCGUGUUCUUGGACCCUGCGUAUGAUAUUGAUACUAACAAUUCUGCAGCCAGUCACUACCUCAUGCGAUAUAUGUGCGCUGGCCUUGCAACUGCGGUGUGUCUUCCUUUGA